This is a messenger RNA of Choloepus didactylus (southern two-toed sloth), 636 nucleotides long. RefSeq names its product DDB1- and CUL4-associated factor 12-like. Lineage: Eukaryota; Metazoa; Chordata; Mammalia; Pilosa; Megalonychidae. Gene Ontology annotation, molecular function: protein binding. The record is from RefSeq and is a predicted model, not a curated record. The transcript has a single exon. The coding region runs from base 23 to 508 and encodes 161 amino acids. Gene Ontology annotation, cellular component: Cul4-RING E3 ubiquitin ligase complex.
GUCUGGCUCACGUGAUGGUUCUAUGGGACUCUGGGAGGUGACAGAAGAUGUGUUAACCAAAAGUGAUGCUAGGCACAAUGUGUCGUGGGUCUCUGUGUAUGCCCACAUCACUCACAAGGCCUUAAAAGACAUCCCCAAGGAGGACACAAACCCUGACAACUGCAAGGUCCAGGCUCUGGCCUUCAACAACAAGAACAAGGAAUUGGGAGCAGUAUCUCUGGAUGGCUACCUUCAUCUCUGGAAGGCUGAAAAUACACUAUCUAAGCUCCUCUCCACCAAACUGCCAUAUUGCCGUGAGAAUGUGUGUCUGGCCUACGGUAGUGAAUGGUCAGUGUAUGCAGUGGGCUCUCAAGCUCAUGUUUCCUUCUUGGAUCCAUGGCAGCCAUCAUACAACGUCAAGUCGGUCUGCUCCAGGGAGCGAGGCAGUGGGAUCCGAUCAGUGAGCUUCUACGAGCACAUCAUCACUGUGGGCCCAGGGCAGGGCUCCCUGCUAUUCUAUGACAUCUGAGCCCAAAGAUUUCUGGAAGAGAGGCUCUCAGCUUGCUACGGGUCUAAGCCCAGGCUAGCAGGGGAGAAUCUGAAACUAACCACUGGCAAAGGCUGGCUGGAUCACGAUGAAACCUGGAGGAAUUACUU